Messenger RNA from Cryptomeria japonica (Japanese cedar), 660 nucleotides. RefSeq names its product gibberellin 20 oxidase 1-A. Bases 19 to 588 code for a protein of 189 amino acids. Gene Ontology annotation, molecular function: dioxygenase activity. The transcript has 2 exons. NCBI's taxonomy places the organism in Eukaryota, Viridiplantae, Streptophyta, Pinopsida, Cupressales, Cupressaceae. The record is from RefSeq and is a predicted model, not a curated record.
CGAAAAUACUCUUUGCUUAUGGCAGAGCUCGCACGCAAGGUCUGCAAAAUAAUUCUUGCCAGUCUUGGCUUGGAUGUGGAGAAUUUCUAUCAUUUUCAUUUCGAAAGAUACACAGCUAUCAUGCGAAUAAUUCACUACCUUUCUGAUGCCAAAUCUGUGGAGGAGGAGCUGCUAUUACCUCAUACAGAUAUUGGUUCCUUUACAAUUCUCUACCAGGGUAAUGAAGGGGGGCUUCAGAUGCGAUCCAAGGAAGGGGAAUGGCUGAAUGUGAAGCCGAUCCCGAAUUCAUUUGUUGUCAAUUUGGGAGAUUCAAUGAAGGCAUGGAGCAAUGGCAUAUACCGUAGCUCAGAGCAUCGGGUUGUGUAUAAAGGGUGGGUGGACCGAUUUGCAGUGCCAUAUUUUAUUCGUUUUCCGAGGGAUAAACAAAUUUGGGCUCCGGAUGAGCUUGUGAACGAUGAACAUCCACGACGUUACAGGCCUUUAAUCUCCUCACAAUUUGAGGUGGAUUCCAUGAAUUACUUAAAAACGACGGAUGCAAAAUCCUGGACUUUCUUGGAGCAAUAUGCAGAGACAAAAGCAGCAAUCUGAAACACACAUUUGGUAACACCUCUAGAUAAAGCCAUGAACAGAGAAUGCGCGAAAUGGCAAUUGCAUUUUUGU